Vigna radiata var. radiata (mung bean) is the source of this 2402-nucleotide messenger RNA. RefSeq names its product cell cycle checkpoint protein RAD17. Gene Ontology annotation, biological process: DNA repair; DNA damage checkpoint signaling; mitotic DNA replication checkpoint signaling. NCBI's taxonomy places the organism in Eukaryota, Viridiplantae, Streptophyta, Magnoliopsida, Fabales, Fabaceae. The transcript is spliced from 12 exons. The coding region runs from base 232 to 2055 and encodes 607 amino acids. The record is from RefSeq and is a predicted model, not a curated record. Gene Ontology annotation, molecular function: chromatin binding.
CUUGAACAAGAAGCCAAAGACUGAGAGCGAAAAGAAAAGAGAAAACGCGCGCAGUUCCUUCCUUCCACUCUCGUAUUUUGCGCUCCAAAAUGAAACCCCCCAUUACCAUAUUGGCGUUUUCGAUUCCGAUUCACGGCCACUUGUGGUUUCCGUAGGUUUCAUUUCACGAAUCUCACUAGGAACUUGUUGCAACAAAUCCGUAAAAUAAAGAAGGGGAAAUAGGGUUUUCUGAUGUCAAAGAGAAACUGCGUCGUUAUUCUGUCAUCGGAAGAUGAAGACGCUACUUCUAAUCUUCGCUCGUUGAGUUCCAGUCGCAGCUAUACGAAAUCGAAGUCGAGGUCCACCUCAGCAUCCUCUCGGGGAAGGAAGAAGGCACGUGCUUCGCAUUCUCGCUCUCACCUCUCCAAAUUGCACGAGAUAGAUUUAUUUGGAGAUGACUUCAAUGAAGUGUUUACUGGGUCAAAGGUAUCCGCUGGUACUAAAAGGAGCUUUGCAGAGGAGUUAUGGGUUGAUAAAUACAAGCCCAAUUCACUGGAAGAGCUUGCUGUUCACAAGAAAAAGGUUGAAGAUGUUAAGACGUGGUUUGAAGAGAGGUUGAAACCUUCAAAGGGUGUCUACAAUAAUAAUGUUCUCCUCAUCAGUGGUCAGGCUGGAGUUGGAAAAUCUGCUGCUAUUCAUGUGAUUGCAUCUCAUCUGGGAGCAAUAGUUGAUGGGUGGAACACACCUACACCUGUAAUAUGGCGGGAGCAUCUUUAUAAUUCUGGCACAGGGACUCAAUACACAUCCAAGUUAGAUGAAUUUGAAAGUUUCGUUGAGAGAGUGCGAAAGUAUGGAUCAUUGCUAACUUCCUAUACUGGGGAUUCAAAGCCUUCCAUCAUACUUUUAAUAGACGAUCUUCCCAUGACUAAUGGGAAAUCUGCUUUUGGAAGACUUAAAAAUUGCUUGCAACUUUUGGUAAAAUCAACUCAGAUACCCACAGCGAUAUUGUUAACUGACUGUGGAAAUGCUGACUCAGUAGAUUAUAAUGCUCGUUGCCUGGAAGAACUGAAGCUAUCUCUGGAGAGUUCUGGGGCUUGUAAGGUUGCUUUCAAUCCAAUUACAGUGAAUUCUAUGAAGAAGGUUCUUUUCAGAAUAUGCCAAAUGGAGCGGCUAGAUGUGACUGCUGAUUAUGUUGAUCUAAUAGCAAAAACAAGUGGAGGUGACAUCAGACAUGCAAUCACUUCUUUACAGUUUUUCUGCCUGAAACCAAAUCUAGUGCAUUCUUUGGCCUCUUCCACUUGCUCUCAUGGUUCGUUGAAAGAGGAAAAUAAUAAACCUUAUAGAUCAGAUUAUGGAUAUUCAUUGCACUUUGGCAGAGACGAAGCAUUAUCUCUAUUUCAUGCUUUGGGGAAAUUUUUGCAUAAUAAAAGGGAGACUGGAGUUGGAAUAGAAUAUGAUCAAGAUGGAUUUCUUCUUCGAGAAAGACUUUCAAGAUUUCCAUUAAAAAUGGAUGUCCCUGAGAAGAUUCUUUGCCAAGCUCAUGUGCAACCUGGUUCAGUUGCUGAUUUUCUGCAUGAAAAUGUUCUGGAUUUUUUGGAUGACGAGGCAAUAGAUGACGCAUGGACUGUGUCUUCAUAUCUAGGUGAUGCUGACAUUCUUCUUGCUAAACUCCGGGGAAUGCUAUGUAGUUAUAACGAGGCAGAGGGUGUUUUACAGUCAGCUGCUGCAUCCAUAGCUGUUCGUGGGGUGCUAUUUGGAAAUUCUAAUCCGCUAUCCUCCAGGUGGCAUGCAGUUCGGCGACCAAGGCUCUGGCAAGUUGAGAAAGUAACAUUAUAUAAGAAUGAGGUGGAUAGGCUGAGAAUCCCUGCCUGUAAACGUUUUAGUUCUUAUCAUAUGUCAAUUAUGGCCACUGAGUACAUGCCCAUGCUUAAAUUGCUCGGAAAUAGAGCAUGUGGAUAUGAUGGACCGAGUCAGAAAUCAUCACGGAACUUGGAAAUGGAAGACUUUGAUUUCGACAAAAUGGAUUUAGAUGAACAAUCUAUGGGCCUUUCCGAUGAUGACAUAGAAGAUUGGUAGGGAUGCGACGUGUAAUAUAUGUGGUUGUUCAGCUUGAAAUCUUACUUUAAUGCAUAUAGUGUUAGCAGCUUCUCAAGCCUAUCAUCUCUACUAUUGAUUGAGGUUAAAGCUUUACACUGGAAACAGGUUUGAGUUCUUCUGAUGCAUGAUCAGAAGUCCGAAUUAGUACUCUCAAGCCUUGAUGGGGAUGAUGGGUUUUCUAAAAACAAAUUCUUAGUGAGAAAGAUCCUUUGUAAAUAACUACUUUUGUUACUUUGUAAUGUUGUGUUAAUGCUCGCAAUACCGAAUUAAUAGCUACUUAUGAAGCAGGAACAUGGAAUGGAAGUUAUUGGAAAACAGCUUAUAUA